AUGUCGUUUCCAAGGCAAACUCUUGGCUAUUCCACGCCGGAGAGUUUGGAUGAGACAGAAGACCAAUACUUUCAGUCCACUUGGCACUCAUCUGGGAGUAGUUUCGCAGUCCUGCCGACGCAAACCAUUCCGGACUGGCAACUUGAGAGCGCACCUGCCUCCUUCGGCAUCUUAGAUCCACGGAUGCACCUUAUGCCAGAGUAUCCGCCAAUCGCUCCACAAAGCCGCACCGUCGAUCAUCGUAUAAUUCCUUCCAGAGGUGAUCCGGCCACCUCGAGAGAAAUAAAUGGAACCGGAUCAGCUUAUGAGAGACACGAUGAGUAUAGCCUCGCGCCGCUUCGAGCUCAGCGUCCACCAUUUGAUACAAACAGACCGACGAGUGAAGCCAAGGCACACGCGCAACACGCGACACAGGAUCAUGUCACUCAUACCACUGCGGAACCAAAUGCGAGGUUGCCUCAAACAAGAAAGUCAUCCCGUACCGACAGGUUCGAGUGUGACUGGCCAGGCUGUCGAUAUCCAGGAAGCUUUGGACGCAACACGGAAUUACAGCGCCAUAUACGGACUUUGCAUCAGUUACCGAAAUCAUACAAAUGCCCGGCCUCAGGAUGCAGCGUGUCAUGCAAUAGAGAGGAUAACCUAAAGAGUCACCAACGCAAUAUCCAUGGCUGGAAGGUUUAG
Messenger RNA from Penicillium malachiteum, 681 nucleotides. RefSeq lists its product as uncharacterized. Lineage: Eukaryota; Fungi; Ascomycota; Eurotiomycetes; Eurotiales; Aspergillaceae. Bases 1 to 681 code for a protein of 226 amino acids. The transcript has a single exon. The record is from RefSeq and is a predicted model, not a curated record. Gene Ontology annotation, biological process: regulation of transcription by RNA polymerase II. Gene Ontology annotation, molecular function: DNA-binding transcription factor activity, RNA polymerase II-specific; RNA polymerase II cis-regulatory region sequence-specific DNA binding. Gene Ontology annotation, cellular component: nucleus.